This is a messenger RNA of Sebastes umbrosus (honeycomb rockfish), 999 nucleotides long. RefSeq names its product phospholipase A2, group XIIA (gene pla2g12a). Lineage: Eukaryota; Metazoa; Chordata; Actinopteri; Perciformes; Sebastidae. Gene Ontology annotation, biological process: lipid catabolic process; phospholipid metabolic process; arachidonate secretion. The record is from RefSeq and is a predicted model, not a curated record. Gene Ontology annotation, cellular component: extracellular region. Gene Ontology annotation, molecular function: calcium ion binding; A2-type glycerophospholipase activity. The transcript has 4 exons. Bases 228 to 806 code for a protein of 192 amino acids.
GUCACGUGGCAGCGUCAAACCCGGAAACGACACCCACAGUUGCUGUAGUUCGGCAGGUAUAGGCUCUUUUCUGGUUCUUACCUGCCAGGUGACUGUAAGAAAUGAAAACAACCAGAAGAAGUGAAACUUGAGAUGCUACCAAGACAACAUUUUGAGGAAUAAUUCGGCCUUAAUUACACUAAUGUGCCGGGAAACGCUGUUUUCUGGCUCUGGACGUGAAGUGGACGAUGCACUACUAUAGUCACACCUGUGUUUACCUGCUGAGUCUGCUCUGUUGUGGAUGUCUCCACCGCGCUGCCUGCCAAGCAGAGCCAGAGACUCCAGACUGGAGGAUGACUCUGAAGACGAUCCGUAACGGGAUACACAAGAUAGACACGUACCUGAACGCAGCGCUGGACCUGUUUGGAGGAGAUGACGGGCUCUGUCAUUAUAAGUGCACUGAUGGUUACAAGCCGGCAGCUCGCCCUGGAUACAAGAACCCACCACCCAACGGAUGUGGCUCACCGCUGUUUGGAUUUCAGUUUGACAUAGGCAUCCCGUCCAUGACCAAAUGUUGUAACCAACAUGACCGCUGCUAUGACACCUGCGGCCGUGAGAAGCACGACUGCGAUGAGCAGUUCCAGGACUGCCUCGAGACCAUCUGCAGGAAUGUGCAAAAGACUCUAGGAUUGGCCAAGAGUGUCCAAGCUUGUGAGUCAGCGGUGACUCUGCUGUUUGACGCUGUUAUGCACAUGGGAUGUAAGCCGUACCUGGACAGCCAGAGAGAGUCUUGUGUGUGUCAGUAUGAAGUGAAAAAGGAACUGUGACACCGCCGCAGGAUCAAGACUGUGGAACGGACUGAUUCAUAAGAACAACACUGACCGAGGGAUGCCAGCAAUAAAGAUCCCUUUCAGAUUGUCUCAGGGAUAGAGCAUCUUUGGCCUGCACUGACUUGUGUUCAUCACCGCCCUUUUAUUGGAGUUUGUAGUAUGUAUGUAGACAUCUAUUAGACAAAGUGAA